AUGCAACACCCGGCCAAUAAUCCAAUAGAUCUUGCCAGGGCCAUUUCGGGUUUCUUCACAUAUGGUUUUGACAAGAUCUGGGCGAUCGGACGCGGGUCUCACCCCACCCCUCCGGCCCCACCUGGCUCACACUCGCACCGACGCGGCCACUUCAACUCGAGAAAUCAUCCGGGCAGAAGGGGCGACCGCUACAGCAGAAGGGCGUCUGAGCAUCCAGCAAACAGAAUGCACGGCAGGAGCCAUCAGAGAGCAAGCCCUUGCAAUGUGCACUGGAACAGAAUACCGACAGCUGGAGACGCCAUGCCCAGGAUGAUCAUUCCAGCAGACGUUGUGAGCGCAAGGCCUCCUCUGAACACCCUCCCGCCGGCGGACCUCUCCCGCAGGACCGAGGACGAGAGGGCCACGGUCCACAGUAGGCCAGAGGGACAAGGCCGACUCGAGGAAGUGAAGCUGGAAGAGCUGCCUUUCUACUCUCACAUUUCCAACAUCCUCCUCGACUCCUAUCUCGCGCCUAUCUUCUCGUUUUCAAAGAAGUUUUCUUUUAAAAUAUCUUCCAAGACGGCCAGAGAUAUAGAUGAGGAAGGCUACCAGGGAACCUCCAUGCCGGUCAACAUCACGGAGUUAUGCCGUUUGGAACAAGAUUGCACAAAUGAACUGAAGAUAAGCAGCAGCAAAUGCCGAGGAGAGACCUACGUGGUGUUUGUGUCUCAGAUGAAGAAGGUUCCCGUAUGCGAAGUUUUAGACAAGAUUAUAGCCAGGAAACCGAUCAGGAAGAUGGAGACGCAGGAACUCGUCAAAGCGCGUCUGAAACAGGAUUCUGAAGGUGACAUAUCCACGACGACCUUCCAGUGCUCUCUCCAGUGCCCCAUCGGGAUGACUAGGAUGACGUUGCCGUGUCGAGCAUCCACUUGCAAACACAUCCAGUGCUUUGACGCGCUGGUUUAUAUACGGAUGAACGAGUGCAAACCUACGUGGAUUUGUCCCGUGUGUAACUGCCCCGCCCACUUCUCGGACCUUCUGAUUGAUGGGUAUUUUCAAGACAUUUUACAGAAGGACAAAAGCAGCGCGAAGAUAAAGUUCCACAGCAACGGCACCUGGUCGCCUGUGCCCAGCAGUGAGCCCGAGGAAACUGCGCCAGAAGUUCCGAAGAAUAUUCCUGUGUCUAAGAGGAAGUUUUCUCAAGUUGAUGAAGUGGUUGUGAUUGACUUAGAAGAGGAGGACCCGUUCACGCGAAAAGAUUCACGAGGGAAGAGGAGGAGCAGUAGAAUCAGUAUGUCUUCGGUACAGAUUCCCGUGACAAUUGAACCCCUGGCCAAACGCAUGAGGACUAGAUCGACGAAUCGCCAAAGCAGUCAGACGAAUGCACCACAAGUUCUUAGUAACUGA
This is a messenger RNA of Penaeus indicus, 1386 nucleotides long. Its product is annotated as E3 SUMO-protein ligase PIAS3-like. Gene Ontology annotation, biological process: regulation of transcription by RNA polymerase II; protein sumoylation. Bases 1 to 1386 code for a protein of 461 amino acids. The transcript has 8 exons. Lineage: Eukaryota; Metazoa; Arthropoda; Malacostraca; Decapoda; Penaeidae. The record is from RefSeq and is a predicted model, not a curated record. Gene Ontology annotation, molecular function: transcription coregulator activity; SUMO ligase activity; zinc ion binding. Gene Ontology annotation, cellular component: chromatin.